CCCAUCCUGACGUCAGCUGGAUGUGUGAUUUUUCCUCCCCAUCCCAGCCUCAACCCGAGCAUUCACAUAUCAACUCUACAGCAGCAACUUGAGGCUCAGGUGUAUACCUGGACACCACACACACACAUAUACAUGAACAUCAAAAAUAUGCUACCUGAGACUCUCCUCCAGCAGUGAUGUCUGCUUUCAGCCCUCCUGCCCCUCUCCUCUGUGUGCUGCUGUGUGUGUCUGUGGCUCUGCAGCGCUCUGACCUGCGCCUGGCUUAUGUGACCCACAACAGCUUUUUCUACUACUCCUGCAGCCAGGACCCACAGCCCUGCAGCGUCUCAUCACUUGCAGACUGCAAAUGCAAGGACAUCCUGCUUUCCACGCUGCACCGCCCGCAGUCGCACUCCUCUCCUGUUUUCCGGAUGAGACGUUUAACUGUUUGGUUCACGUCGGCAUUAAACACAGCACGUCUGCUCAACAACUCAGAGGUGAGGCACCUCACUCUGAUCCACUGUGGCCCUGGAGGAUCCAAAGAGACACCUUCUUCUUCCCUGGAGGGACAUUUUGCUGUGCAGCACCUGGAGAGGCUGACAGUGGUGAACCUGCCGCAGAGGCCGGUUCAUCACUGUCCAGAUGCAAACAAAGCCAAGAACACAGACACUGACCCAGGUGCCUACCUUGAGACCAAUAGAUACAACAGGGAUAGAGACACAAACCUAGACCUGAUUGCAGACAUGAAGAGAGAAACCUUGGCUUUGUCCUCACCCCAGAUCCAAGACCUAUUCCUGGGCAGGGAGCUGGGAGCAGCGUAUCAUGAACAGGCCAGACUGGGAAUAAUCCACAGUUCCGUGUUGGAGUGGGGAGCAGUGGUCAAAGCCUAUACGGUUCAGACCCACAUAGACAAUGACGGUGUGCUGCCCUUCCCUGACCUUCACCUGCCAAAAUUACCAGAGACAUCUGUUAUAUAUGUCAGCUUUGUCUACUGAUACCAAGUUACCUUUUGAGGAGGAAACAGGAGGGAGAUUAUUCAGUGUUCAACACCUGCAAACAAUCACUUUCUUGCUCCCCAGGGCAUCUUUUGCUGCAGACCUACACCUCUGAUUAACAUCUGUCUAUGUUAUGAGAAAUAGUCAUUAGUUUACAGAUUAUAUUGCAUUUAGGGAGGGUGAACAGAAAGAAACAAUGACACAAUGACGCAAAAAACUGCAGUAAUUUUCUCAGUUUUUUUUAAAAAACAAGAAGGAAAUUGAGUCGGUUUGGGAGAUUUUCAAUUUGUUUAUUUGACAUGACUCCAAAGUAAAAGCACAUCUUGGCACAAAUCUGUAAAAACAUGCACAACAAAAUUAAACCUGCUUUAAUCAUAUUUUCCCAAGUGGCCUAAAACUCGGCACAGCUGUUUAUCAGCAUGUUAAAAGAAAGUAUAUGAACUAAUGAGAGACCCUCUGAGGGACCAGAUAGCCUGCCAACUCCCUCUGGCAGAAGUUGUUUGUUUUAAAUUGAUCUUGUUCAAUUGUUUUCCCCCCUUUUUCAUAAUGCCACAUGUGUCAGAAGUAGUGAAAAGAUGCAGUGUCCUAUAUAUUUGAGUUAUUUAGGAACUAAUAAUUCAAGAAUUUGAUCUAAGGUUAGUUUGAGAGUAGAAAAUGUGUUGUGCAACAUUUGGGAAUAAUGUCAUGCUUCCAAAAUUGAACCACAAGAUGGCAGCAGAUACAUUUGAGUCAAAGAAGAGCGGAGAAGGUGUCCAGGCAGGACUCACUGAGCUGAGUGACAGUAUGAGGGAAAGGGGUUUUUGUUAAGUUAUCAACAAAUCUUAUCUAUAAUCUAAUAAACCAACCAUAUUUAACACAUGUGUCAUGACGCACCUCAGCACUUUAAAAGCUUGUGAGGAAUAUUGUGUUAGAGGUUCAAGAGUCAAAAAAGUAUGGCCUCAUAUUUAUUUGUUUAAAAAGAAUAAAAACGAACAAUGUCAUCACUUGCAUUGGUUUACAACAGAAAUAAAUGUUUUACUCAUCA
Molecule: messenger RNA, 1998 nt
Organism: Dicentrarchus labrax (European seabass)
Lineage: Eukaryota; Metazoa; Chordata; Actinopteri; Moronidae
Exons: 2
Coding region: 177-974 (265 amino acids)
Source: RefSeq, a predicted model, not a curated record